Molecule: messenger RNA, 1614 nt
Organism: Penicillium longicatenatum
Lineage: Eukaryota; Fungi; Ascomycota; Eurotiomycetes; Eurotiales; Aspergillaceae
Product: putative MFS sugar transporter protein
Exons: 2
Coding region: 1-1614 (537 amino acids)
Biological process (GO): transmembrane transport; carbohydrate transport
Cellular component (GO): membrane
Molecular function (GO): carbohydrate:proton symporter activity
Source: RefSeq, a predicted model, not a curated record
AUGGCGAAGAUCACGCCGCAGGCAGAAGAGGUGUCCAAAACCAAGAGCGAAGAGUAUAUUGAGGAGGUUGCUCUGGCGAGAUUGACGGAAGAAGACUUAUGGAAGCUGUCCCAGGAGUCGCUGAGUCUUUGGUCAUGGGCUGGUGUUCGUUUGGGUCUUAUCAUGUUUGUGCAGGGCUGUAACCAGGCUGGCUUUGGAGUUGAUUGGGGAGUUAUUGGUGGAAUUGAUGCAUUGGAUGCAUGGCACACCUACUUUGGUUUUGGUACCGCGGGUAGUACUUACGGACUCAUCAAUGCUCUAAUGAGCAUUGGAACAGUCUGUGGUGCUCCAUUCAUGGCUUUUGCCGACGUGAUCGGUCGUCGGGGAAUCAAUUUCGCUGGAAAUGCGAUUGUCAUUCUUGCCGCAAUCUUACAGGGCUGCGCCACCAACUUGAACAUGUUCAUGGCUGGCCGAUUUUUCAUGGGCUUCGGUACCGCUUUGAUGUCAAGCUCGCAGUAUAUUGGUGAAAUUUCUCCGGUCCAUCUUCGCGGUCGUAUGGUUGGUUUCUUCGGUGCCUGCUUCCAAGUAGGCAGUUUAGUCAUGCUGGGUGCUAUGAUCGGACUAGACACCCUGCCCGGAAACAACUGCUGGCGUAUUCCUCUGAUCCUUGAAGCUGUAUUCCCAGCCAUUGUCUGCUUAACCAUCUUUUUCUUGACCCCAGAGUCACCUCGAUGGUACAUCAUGAAGGGCCAGCGCGAGAAGGCCAAGAAAGUGAUAGCCAAGUACCAUACCACCAGUGGCGAUGUCAACCAACCAAUUGUUGAGAUCGUGGUCGCUCAGAUAGAAGAGUCUUUGGAGGGCGAUCGAAGUGGCUUCUCGGACUUCUGGGAUUAUCGAGUCUUCUUCACCAAGACUGCUCGCUAUCGACUUCUGGUUCUAACCCUAUACUCAAUCUUCCAGCAGUGGAACGGUGGCGGUAUCAUCACAUACUAUAUGACACCGGCACUGGAGACCAUCGGUAUUGACACCACAAAGCAACAGCUGGGAAUUACAAUUGGUAGCACAGCAACCUAUUUCGUCUUUACCGCGGUUGGGGCUUUGCUAGUUGACAAAUUCCGCCGACGAACCCUCAUUUUCGCCGGCUUAAUCGCUAUGAUCAUUUUCCAAACCGCUACGACCAUCACAUCCUGGCAGUACAGCCUUACCUCAAGCCACGCUGCUGCAGCUUUGACCAUUCUCUGGAUCUUCUUAUACCAAACAUUUUCUGCGUCUCUAAUCGCUACGAUGCACAAUCUUUACCCAGUGGAAGUGCUCUCCUUGGCACUCCGUGCGAAAGGCAUGGGUCUGUACAGUCUGAUUCAAGGUGGCGCAAGCGCUGCUCAAAGCUAUGGCAUUAGCGUGGGAAUCAACAAAAUUGGUUAUAAGAUUUGGGUGGUGUACAUUGCAUACAACUCCAUCCAGCUGGUCCUGUCUUAUUUUUUCUUUCCCGAAACCAGUGGGCUGAGUUUAGAGGAGAUUGACACCGUGUUCGAGACCCCUGGAGUGUCACCUGUCAAGAUGUCACUGGAUAUGGAGAAGGCAAAGAAGGAAAGGGCUAUGGCCAGACGGGACGAGGAAGGUAGGUCUGGACUGUGA